UCCGCUUCCCAUCAGGCUGGUUAAAACUGCAUUCACUUUCCAGUUACCUUCGUAAUUUUAAAACUCUGAUAUCAAAUAAUGGAAUGUUAAAAAAUGACUCUUCUUUAAAACUGCUGUGGUAUAGGAAUGAAUUAUCAAUCUGACUUGAGUAAGCUGCUUUCUCUAACUGAAGUUAUUGAUUUGGACUGCCCUGCUAUAUAAAAGGGCACAGGCACAGAUGCGCUCUUUCCACUAAGACGACAAGAUGAGUUACGGAUCGGAUCUCUACAUCUCCUCCUCCUACAGGAAGAUUUUUGGGGAGUCCCCCCGGUACUCGCCCUCCCCAUCCAGGCUGGGUACCAUCUCCUCUUCUCGGAGCUCCAUCUCUUCUAGCGGCUUCAGGUCCCAGUCUCUUUCCAGGAGCAACGCCUCUGCCCUGGGAUCUUCCUACAGGAGGACGGGACGGUCUGCCUUCUUCCCAGUGUCUAGUGAAAACCUUGAUCUGACCCAAACCUCGGUACUCAACAAUGAGUUCAAAAUCAUUCGGACCAACGAGAAACAGCAACUGCAGGGGCUCAAUGACAGGUUUGCAAUGUUCAUCGACAAGGUCCGUAACCUCGAACAGCAGAACACGGUUCUGGAGACCGAACUGGCUGCGCACAGGCAGCGGCAAACAGAGCCGUCCCGGUUAGCCGAGAUCUAUCAGCAAGAGAUCCGAGAGCUCCGAUCCCAGCUUGAGGAGAUCAACGGUGAAAAGUCGCAGAUACUCAUCGAAAGGGACAACAUUGAAGAGGACCUGCAGAAGCUAAGAGCAAAGUACGAGGAAGAGGUCAGGACCAGGGAAGAUGCCGAUCAAACCCUGAAGGUUUACAAGAAGGAUGUGGACAACGCGACCAUGGUCAGGCUGGACCUGGAGAAGAAAGUGGAGUCCCUCCUGGACGAGAUCUCCUUCCUCAGAAAGGUGCACGAGGAAGAGGUGACGGAGUUGAUGGCUAUGAUACAGGCUGCCCAGGUGUCGGUGGAGAUGGAAGUGAGCAAGCCUGACCUUACCUCUGCGCUGAAGGAGAUUCGGAGUCAGUACGAGUCCAUGGCAUCCAAAAACCUGCAGUCUGCCGAGGAGUGGUACAAAUCCAAGUUCGCUAACCUGAACGAACAGGCGGUCAAGAGCAACGACGCGAUCCGGGCGAGCAGGGAGGAGAUCAGCGAGUUUAGAAGGCAGCUUCAGUCCAGGACCAUUGAAAUGGAAAGUCUUCGGGGCACCAACGAGUCUCUGGAAAGGCAGAUCAGGGAGAUGGAGGAGAGGCACAAUGAGGAGCUCUCCGGAUUCCAGGAUGCCAUUGGCCAGCUAGAGAACGAGCUGGGGAGCACUAAGAACGAGAUGGCCCGCCAUUUGAGGGAAUACCAGGACCUCCUCAAUGUCAAGAUGGCUCUGGACAUCGAGAUUGCAGCUUACAGGAAGCUGCUGGAAGGGGAGGAAACUCGUUUCAGUGCUGGGAUCAGCUUCCCUCCUCCCAGUAUGGGCCCCAGUCUGAGCUAUGGCUAUCAGACAAAGGUCUACACCACCUCCUCCAAGGCAUCCACCAAGAAGGAUCAAAAGGAGGAAGAGCCCCCCAAGGCAGCGACGAAGGUGUCUACCCAGCAGGACACCUUCGAGGAGAUCAUAGAGGAGACUGUCGUGUCCACGAAGAAGGUGGACAAAACCAACCAAGAGGAGGCAAACCCAAGCAGCCAAAAAAACUAAACCAAGAACAAGAAUGACAAGGAAGUUUCAGAGAUGAAUUGUUCUGCAGCAUUCCCCAUAGCCCUUCCAUUCCAAUAAAUUCCAUCCAUUUGCAUUUCCAAGGCGUUUCCCUCACCUUCCUUUCCAGUCACAAGAUCCUUAUUUAUUGGACAGUGACACAACCCUUAGAAAACUAAGUAAGCACAAGUAAGAGGUGUAACAACAUGCUUCUGAUAGUCAAUACACACAUUUAAAUACGUUUCAGUACCUUCAGAGACUAUAGUAUUUCUACACAUUUACAAUAACAAUCUGAAGUGCUCAACGCAAUAAAACAUCAAAGUGGAUAACUGAUUAAAAAAAGAUAAUAGACAUCCCAUAGAUAUUAUUCCAUGACUUUCUGUCGACAAAGACAAAUAAAUCACUCUGGUUCUCUAAACUUGAGAACUUCUGAAAUAAUAUUCAUGACAUUGUGUUGGUUACCUCAAUGCACAACUGUUCAUUAAGUUUGUUUGUAUUACUGGAGCCUAUCUGUUAAUACUGCACUAACACAUUCUACAAUGCCUGUAUCACUGACAUAAAAAUCAAUAGAGUUUUUUUUUCACAACCAUGAAGCAUUUACACUCAGAAUCCUAGGAAUCACUUCUAAGGUAUUUGAUGUUAUCUUGCAAUCCAAUGUACAAUUCCUCUCUGAAACCAGUCAGAUCAAACCAUGCAAAGCCAAUGUUUCUCUUCACCUUCUCUUUAAACAACACAAGAAACCAAAACAUUAGGUGCAUGUUGUGCUGUCAUGUUUGCAUGAUUCCUCAGUGUGGCUCAUUGACUGUAUUGUCACAUAACCAUAGUACUCUUUAGAUUGCCAUGUUGUCAGUCACAGUGAAUGCAUUCAUCUCAGAAGUACAUGCAAAACUACAACUGGGUGAGAUUAAAAGAAAAAAAAAGCUCUGGUCUCUUGCACACAACACUGCCACAGUAUUUUAAAAUCCUGGUCAGAGCAUGGGCUUGUGUUGUCAAUAACACUCUGAACUGUAGUCCCCAGAUUGCAGAACCCUCCUCUUAGCCUUAGCAUUACAUCUGAUAAAGACUAGUUCAAAGAUAUAGAUAUAUUAGCCUUAAUGCAGUCUUGCAUUGUUCAGAAUCACGUCCAUGUCUAAAACAAACAUUGACAGAUUCUCCAAGGUAGUAGGCGAGGCUGAUCCAUAACAAAGAUGUCCCAUAACUUAAGGGACUUGUGUGUUUUCUAGUUAAGAUCAGAACACCACAUACAAAGAUCAGUCUUUUCCUUAACUAUCAGGUCGUGGCAGAAAUGGUCCUCAGCAUUACCUACUAAUUGUGUAUGUGUAUGUUAUAACACACCAUGUGUUAUAACAUAACUAAGGGUGCUGCUAUUCUAUGUGUGUGUAUUGAAAUAUAUCAAUUUUGGCAUCCAAAUUUGCUAGGAAUAAAUUAACCACAAGUCUAUCAAUAGCAUCCAUGUAUAAACAAAACAGUUAUGAAAAACUUAAAAUCUACUGCCGAUUUGAAAUUUGUUCAUUUGGAUCUGACUUUACAUGCAUCAAAUACAUGCUGAGCCAAAUCUGUUGUGGUGCCACUUUUGUAAUAGAAAAUGCUAGAGGAUUUAUUCAUCUCCUGCUCCAAGCCAUGCAAUAUAUCUGACCAAUGUUGUAUUUAAGCCUUAGUAUGUUUUUUGUAGACAAGUCUAGAUAAGCGUUGCUUUAGAAAAAUCUAACCACUAAGAUUGCACUGCCAAACUUUUGUACUGUAUCUGUGUCCAGCUUUCAUUAUGAUUAACAUAAACACACACACAACACGUAAAAAACCAUGCUCAAUGAAAUGCGGUAGGUUUUUAAAAUGCCUUAACAGAAGCAGCUUUCUGAGACCUGAAGAUCUGUGUGCCUACCGAAUGAUGCCGUUAAGGGUGUGUGUUUUGUUCACAUGAACUAGUAUGAAGUGAAUGAAUUAGCACUAAAAGGGUAGUGAUUAGUAGAUUCUCUUCUUAACCCCUUGUUCCUGAAUGCUGUAAGGCACACAUCAAUAAAGAAUUGGCACAAACACCCUCCCCAUUGGAUCUGUCUCCUUUA
Acipenser ruthenus (sterlet) is the source of this 3777-nucleotide messenger RNA. Its product is annotated as alpha-internexin-like. Gene Ontology annotation, biological process: intermediate filament organization. The record is from RefSeq and is a predicted model, not a curated record. NCBI's taxonomy places the organism in Eukaryota, Metazoa, Chordata, Actinopteri, Acipenseriformes, Acipenseridae. The transcript has 3 exons. Gene Ontology annotation, molecular function: structural constituent of postsynaptic intermediate filament cytoskeleton. The coding region runs from base 245 to 1720 and encodes 491 amino acids. Gene Ontology annotation, cellular component: intermediate filament; postsynaptic intermediate filament cytoskeleton; cytoplasm.